This is a messenger RNA of Rhizophagus irregularis DAOM 181602=DAOM 197198, 2160 nucleotides long. The record is from RefSeq and is a predicted model, not a curated record. NCBI's taxonomy places the organism in Eukaryota, Fungi, Glomeromycota, Glomeromycetes, Glomerales, Glomeraceae.
AUGCUUGACGCAAGUCGCGAAAAAAAUGAACGAGAAAUUCAAAUCCCGCACUCGGAAAGAACAAAUGUCGAAAUGCUUAUCAAUGAAAAGAUACAAUACAUAGCUCAAAACGCAAGCGUUAAAGACGUUAAAAAAAAUGUGAAAAAUCAAAUUGUUGAAUUAGUUAAACUGGUUUCAGAAAAUGGUCUUGAAGUAUCGCAACUAGCUGCAGUCUUGAAUAUUUUAUUUGUUGGAAAACUUGAAUGUGUUGAUAUUAAAAGGCUCGUAAAAAUUCUUUUGCCGCGUGCCAACGUACCUAAUUUUCUUAUAAUAAAAGUUUUGAGUAAUCUCGGAAAUAAAGGUUUAAAUUACAAUGUUCAGGCUCUUUUACUCCGUUGGAUUAUAAUAGUUUAUAAUGUAAUUGAAGAUCAUUCGCAAUUGAUAAAGUUCUAUGGUGUAAUAUUCCAUUAUAUGGAGUAUGAUACUUUAAGGCCAUUUCUCUGUCAUAUUUUAUAUUUAAUGACACGACGUGAACACCUAAUUGAUGAGUAUAAUUUCUUUAAUAGAAUUGAUCUUCGAACCAGGUUUGGACCUGAACCGCAUCUUCUUGGAUUACUAACCCUUUAUAAAGAUUUCUUUCCGAAUUUAGUAACAAUUCGCAUUCCACCUAUAAAAAAUGCUACAUUCAAGUGUCCCGAUGUUGAGUGGUUUCAAUUAUUUAAUCAAAUUCAAAGAAAAUGGAAUUACAAUAUAAUGAAUAAUCCUAUAACAAGAUCGUCGAGUUUUAAACCAACGGCAAAACGGAGAAAAUUAGAUCAUGUGGAGAUUCCAAAAGCAUGUACUUUCAAUGCGACUCGAAAUUCAAUAACUUUGGAAGAAAUUAUGAAUAUUGAGUCACUUGCUUCCAGCAUUGAUAAAAUCGAUUUACCGAGUCAAUUGGCUUCUGUGCUGGAAAAUCGAAUGCUGCAACAUAUCGUUGUGUGUAACCCCGAAAAAGUUACUAUUGCGAGGAUUAGUUAUUGGCUUGAGCAAUGCCUUAUGGAAUUAGUAUAUUGGAAUGAUAAUACUGCUGAAACAAAAGCACGACUUAAUAGCUUAUUGAUGAAACUUGUUGCAUUAACGGAAUUCAUGAAGGAGCUGCUUCCCGUUAUACAGGAAUUUUUAGUAAAAUAUAUUCAAACAUGGGACGGAAUAGAACACCAAGAAGCAAUAUUUAAAUUAUUAUCGUUUUUAAGACCCGAACCUUUUGAACAGUUAUCAGAGAAAUUUUUUACACCAUUACAAAAUCUGCAUGAAAAAUUAUCAUCAAGUUGGAAGGCUAGAUUGAUACGUUGUUAUACAGAUCUAUUUACGCAUUGGAUUUUAUUUCAAGAAAAUAAUUUCGGCGAAAAUAACAAUGAAAUCGAAAAAUCUGAGAAUUCGUUUUUAAAUCUCUCAAUUAAAGGAGAUUAUUCUAGAACAAUUCAAGGGUUUAUUCAUCAUGUUAAUCAGGUCUCAAUUAUUUCUCUUGAGAGCACAAAUGAUGAUUUAGAAGUGCAGCACGCAAUUUUUUCUGCCUUUGAAGCCAUAGCGAAUUUACAAAUGAACUACAAUUGGAACAGAGUUGUUAUUCCUUCAUCAUCAAUAGUCUAUCGUGCGUUCUUUUCAUCUUCAGGAAUGAGUUUGUCUAGAAUUUGUGGAAUUAUUUUACAAUAUAAGGAAGCAUUUGAUAAGAAUCCGCAACAAAAUGUGUCACUUCAUUGCCGUAGCUAUAUAAAUUACUUUAAUUCGUUUGUUAUGGAUAUAUGUAAUUGUUUAUGGAGGAAUCGUCCUUUUAAUAAGACUGAUAAGAAUUCAAAAGGAUUUCAGUUAGAUGACGAUAUUAUUCGAAAAUUGCAAGAGACAUGUAAUGAAGAUUGGACAUCUUGUUAUUCACUAACUCAUUUACCAUCUUUUGCCGCAUUAUCUAAAUCUUGUAUUCAGGAUUUAGAGGAAUCGACUCCAAAUAUUAAAAGGCGGCUCACUUUACCCGCAACACAAUUUUCGCUGAAAGAUAUAUCAACAGCGGGCGGGUUACAAAUAUCAUUUAACGAUUAUAGAGUUCAUUUUUUGAAUGUACUUUAUAAACUUGGAUUUGUCGGUAUUCACGAUUUCUUGUAUCAAUCCUUGACAUCAUUAUCCAAACUGAAGAAUAAACCAUGA